GCAUGAACUAAGAUAGUGAAUGUACCUGCCGGUAAGUCAUUACCACGGAGAAUAUUUAAAAAAUCCAUUUUGACGUUUUUUUGCAUUUUCCUUUGGCUCAAAUAGACCCCUCAGCCAAGCUAGCCACGUUCUCCGUGAUAAUCUUUGUUCAAAUGACUCGAACACAUGGCCUGUACAUAACCUAUUAAAUGUUUCUGAGUCUUUCAAAGAAGUUACUGUCAAAUCAUUGUCAAUCAUCGUCGAAAUUAAAGUUUAUAAACUCACAGUGUGUGCGAAAAAUGUCUAAUAUCAAAAUAGGCACCCACAAUGGGAUGUUUCAUUGUGAUGAAGCUUUAGCGUGUUUCAUGCUGAAACAGCUACCCACUUAUAAGGAUGCAAGUAUUAUUAGGUCUAGGGAGCAAAAGGUACUGGACGAUUGUGACAUUGUUGUAGAUGUGGGAGGUGAAUAUAAUCCUAAUAAACACCGAUAUGAUCACCACAUGAGGGAAUUCCAGGAAACAGGACAGUCCGUCAUGAAAAAAGAUGACUGUGACUGGGAUAUCAAAUUGAGCAGUGCUGGAUUAAUCUAUUGUCAUUUUGGUCAUCAAAUAAUACGAGAAAUGUUACCUGAAAUUAUCGAUGAUGAUGAUAUUCAUAGUAUAUUUAAGCAUGUUUACGACUCUCUGAUAAAAGAAGUUGAUGCUCUUGAUAAUGGAGUUCCAAUGUUCGAGGGCGAACCUAAGUAUCGUAUCAAAACUAAUUUAGGAGCCAGAGUGUCUAGGCUCAAUCCAACCUGGAAUUCUAUCGGUGUAGAACCUGAUGUGCAAUUUUGUAAGGCCAUGGACAUCUGUGGCGAAGAAUUCAAACAUCAUCUUAAUUAUGCUGCUAGUGUUUGGUUACCGGCGAGAGCAAUUGUUAAACAAGCAGUUGAGAACAGAUUUCAGGUCGAUCCCAGUGGAGAAAUCAUCGAAUUUUCCGUAUGUGUACCGUGGAUGGACAUUUUUUUUGAGCUGGAGAAGAAUACAGUUAUUGAUCCUCCUGUUAAAUAUGCUAUUUUUCAAGACAAAUCUUGGCGAGUGCGAGCAGUGCCUGUAGCUGUUGGCUCUUUCGUCGGUCGACUCUUUCUACCCGAACCAUGGCGUGGCUUGAGGGAUGAUGAACUCAGCAAACUAUCUGGAAUCGACGAUUGCCUUUUUGUACAUUCGGUUGGUUUCAUUGGAGGGAACAAGACUCGAGAAGGAGCUCUAUCAAUGGCACGAAAAGCCUUGCAAAUUGGAAAAAAUGAGCAAUGUUCAUGAACGCUCUCCACAGUUUCAACUGGUCCAUUAAUUCUUCAUUAAAAAAUGUACAUUUUUAUUUUAAAAAAAUAAAGAAAAAAUACAUACAA
This is a messenger RNA of Diachasmimorpha longicaudata, 1366 nucleotides long. RefSeq names its product MYG1 exonuclease. The record is from RefSeq and is a predicted model, not a curated record. The transcript has 4 exons. The coding region runs from base 189 to 1277 and encodes 362 amino acids. NCBI's taxonomy places the organism in Eukaryota, Metazoa, Arthropoda, Insecta, Hymenoptera, Braconidae. Gene Ontology annotation, cellular component: cytoplasm; nucleus.